AUGUCUCAAAGCGACGCAGGAGCAGAAGCUAGGAAAAAGGCCGAGCAGGCCAAGGCAGCAGCUGAGGAUGGCAAGGACACUAUUCUGAAGAAGUUGGAAGAGGAUGGAGUGUAGGUGGAAGCAAAAAUCCUCAUAUCUACCCUCAACUCACGAUAAACUGCAGUGUCAACCCCAAGGGCCUCUCCAUGGCAGCUUUUGGCGGUCUCUUCCUCGCCUUCGUUCCCGUAACCUCCUGGCUCGCAACCCCCAACGGCGUCUUCGAAAAAGCCGUCAACGGCGUCAUCAGCAGCAUCGGCUACAUCUCCACCGCCGGCUCAACUUCUGUUGUCCCUCAGACUGGCAAGAUCGCAGCCCUAGGAGCUCUCUACGUCACCGUCACCUACGCCUUCUCCGGCGCGGGCAGCGCUGCGGGAGCAGAUGCCGGCAACAAGGACGGAAGAGAUAACAACCAUCCUCGCGCGCAAUUGAGCAACCUGAGGGGUUUGCCGUUGCGAUUGUAUUCUGCGCAUCAGAAUCUCAUGGAGAUGUUCCCCGGUUGGGCAGUCAGCGCGGCUCUUGCGCAGGCGAUCGCGCCGGGUGACCAGACUGUCAUCACUCUCUUGGGAAUGCACGUUAUUGCGAAGACCCUGGUGUAAGUCACGAUACCUCAAGGGACGAAAGAAGAUGCUGACUAUUGGAAAGCUACUACCCAAGCUACAUCGCCAACGUGGGUCUGCCGCGUACCCUCUCGCACGUUGUCGCUACUGCCAGUGUCAUCAACGUUCUCCUGAGGCUCUCCAAGAAGCCAUUGAUCUAA
Lecanosticta acicola is the source of this 796-nucleotide messenger RNA. NCBI's taxonomy places the organism in Eukaryota, Fungi, Ascomycota, Dothideomycetes, Mycosphaerellales, Mycosphaerellaceae. The record is from the annotation of a GenBank genome assembly.